AUGUCUCCAGCAUCCAAUGCCUCCAGCGACGAUCAAUGGGAAAACGAUGAACACAUCCAAAGAUCCUCAUCACAGCGAGAAACAGAUCCAGCCAAUCUCAUCCAUGUCCGGAGCCAUGUCUCUCACCAUGAUAUGCCAGCUCCGGAUGCAUUCCACGAAGUCGACGCAGAACAAUAUCUUCGCUUCUCUCCGGCUCGCAAAACUAUGAUUGUCUUUAUCCUCGCCUUCUGCUCUUUCCUAGCCCCUAUCUCAUCCACUUCGAUCCUCGCCGGUGUUCCUGAAGUGGCAAAAACAUACAACACCACUGGCAGCGUGAUCAACGCCAGCAAUGCCCUGUACAUGGCCUUUAUGGGUAUUGCAGCACCAUUUUGGGGACCUUUCAGCCAAGUCUGGGGACGACGUCCGAUCUUCUUCAUAAGUGCAUUGCUCUUCUUUGCUUUUAGCAUCGGCACAGCUCUCGCCCCGAACCUACCAGCAUACUAUAUCUUCCGAGUCCUAACCGCCUUCCAAGGAACCUCCUUCUUGGUAGUUGGCAGCUCGGCUCUAGGUGAUAUCUAUGAGCCACGUGCUCGAGCAACAGCCCUAGGCUGGUUCCUAUCAGGAACCCUAAUCGGACCAGCCUUUGGUCCCUUCAUCGGUGGCGUAAUUGUCACCUUCCGCUCCUGGCGAGACAUCUUCUGGCUCCAAACAGCCCUAGGAGGCUUCGGCACCGUCCUCGUCUUCUUCUUUUUCCCAGAAACAUACCCCCACCUGACGAAAAAUGACCUCUCCGAACAAACACUCCUCCAAAAAGCCAAGUUCCUCUGGCAUCGCAUCUCCCCUCUCCGCGUCGCCGUCAUGCUAUUCACGUAUCCAAACCUGUUCUGCACGGGUCUCGGCGCUGGCGCUCUAGUCUGGAACCAAUAUUCAUUGCUCACGCCCAUCCGCUAUGUUCUCAAUCCCCGUUUCCAUCUGACAAGUCCCAUCCAAUCUGGUCUUUUCUACAUCGCUCCUGGAUGUGGGUACCUCGUGGGUACGUUCAUGGGUGGGCGAUGGGCCGAUUACACAGUCAAGAAAUGGAUUCGGAAGCGAGGGGGUGUGCGCGUUCCGGAAGACAGACUCAAGUCCUGCAUUUUCUUCCUCGGGGGUGUUGUGCCGGGUUGUAUUUUGAUUUAUGGAUGGACGGUUGAUAAGGCAGUGGGUGGAAUUCCGGUUCCUGUUUUGGCGAUGUUCUUCCAGGGUGUUGCGCAGUUGUUUUGUUUUCCUAGUUUGAAUACUUAUUCGCUGGAUGUCAUGCAGUCGAGUGGACGGAGUGCGGAGGUCGUUGCUGGGAGUUAUAUGUUCCGCUAUUUCUUUGGUGCACUUGGGUCUGGGCUUGUUUUGCCGGCUGUUGAGGCUAUGGGGGUUGGGUGGUUUAGUACCAUCAGCGCUUUAUUCUUGUUUUGUUCUGGUGUUGGGGUUUGGCUUACUACCAUCUUCGGGGAUCAGUGGCGUGAUAAGAUUGAGAAGAAGGAGUUGCGCAAAGCUGAGAAGAAGGCUGAGAAGAAGGUUAAAAGUACACAGCAGGAUGCCGAAAAGUGUGAGACUGCGGCUUGA
Messenger RNA from Penicillium nucicola, 1575 nucleotides. RefSeq names its product putative MFS transporter. The record is from RefSeq and is a predicted model, not a curated record. Gene Ontology annotation, molecular function: transmembrane transporter activity. NCBI's taxonomy places the organism in Eukaryota, Fungi, Ascomycota, Eurotiomycetes, Eurotiales, Aspergillaceae. The transcript has 3 exons. Bases 1 to 1575 code for a protein of 524 amino acids. Gene Ontology annotation, biological process: transmembrane transport.